UAUUUAAUUAAUUCAUUCUUUAAUUUAAAAAGGAAUGAUUAUGCAUUAUAAUGCUGGUGAUCCCAUUUGACCUUAUGGCAAUUGUCAACAAAUAAUAUAUUUUAUUCAUUCAUUCAUUCAUUCAUUUACAAAGGAAUGAAGCAAUAUUAUAAAGCUGGUUAGCCCAUUUGACCUUAUGGCAGUUGUAAAAAAGAAAAAAAAAACACAUUUUAUCUGUUUAUUUAUUUAUUCAUUCAUUCAUUUAAAAGGAAUGAACAUACAUUAUACUGGUUACCUAAUUUGACCUCCAGGCACUUGUUAAUAAAUAAUAUAUUUUCUUAAUUCAUCAAUUUAUUUUUAAAAAGGAAUAAGAUACAUCAUAAUUCCAGUAUAUAAAUGUACUUUAAAUGAUUAAACAUCGUUUGAAAUAAUGAAUAAAUUAAAACCAUCUUUGGAGGAGACCAGCGCACUAACGUUGCGUAGCCUUCUAAAUUUUGCAUAGUAAAUAAUGCACUACCGGGACACUUCACUACCAUCAUCAUCAUCAUCAUCACCAUCACACAGUCGCAUAACGCUGGAUUUAUUCAACAGCUGAGGACGUGCAGCACCAUCAUCGUCGUCACCCGCUGGUCUGGGAUCAGUCGAUGCUGUGUGUGUGUGUGAGUGUGUGUGUGUGUGUGUGGCUGUGAUGCAGGCAUGAGUGUGUGUGUACAGGAGGUAAAGCAGCAUGUGCGUGAGCUCUGCAUCAGUGUGUCAUUGACUCGGGCUCUGCAAGGAUCUUCUGUCAGCAUUGCGGUGAGUGGAGAAGUUGCCCGGGAUAGUCGCUGUCCGGAGCUCACCUUUAUUUAUACACCGCAGUGACCGCUGUCAUCCCUCCAAAUUCAGCCGUUCAUGCAAAACGGUCGAGGGGAAUAUCUUGCACACAAACGCAGGGGAUGUGUCCAUUUUAAAGUGGAGAUCUCCAGCUCUUAAGGAGACAUGGGACUUGGACAGUCCAGGAGGACGUCGGUUAGCGAUGAAGACCCAGCCGAGGUCAAUUUUGACCACUUUCAGAUUUUGAGAGCCAUCGGCAAAGGCAGUUUUGGGAAGGUUUGCAUUGUUCAGAAAAAGGACACCAAGAAAAUGUACGCCAUGAAGUAUAUGAACAAACUUAAAUGCGUGGAGCGCAAUGAGGUGCGCAAUGUCUUCAAAGAGCUCCAGAUCAUGCAGAACCUGGAGCAUCCUUUCCUGGUCAACUUCUGGUACUCGUUUCAAGAUGAGGAGGACAUGUUCAUGGUUGUAGACCUGCUGCUGGGAGGAGAUCUGCGCUAUCAUCUACAGCAGAACGUUCACUUUACGGAGAGCACCGUCAAACACUACGUGUGUGAAAUCGCUCUGGCUUUGCACUAUCUGCGCAACAAACGCAUCAUCCACAGAGACAUUAAGCCAGACAACAUUUUACUGGACGAGCACGGUCAUGCACACCUGACAGAUUUCAACAUAGCUGCUAUUGUGAAGGAAGACUUAAAAGCCACAUCUAUUGCAGGAACAAAGCCAUAUAUGGCCCCAGAACUCUUCCAGCUGGUGGAGGGCACACAUCCAGGCUACUCUUUCGAUGUGGACUGGUGGUCUUUAGGGAUUACUGCGUAUGAGCUUCUCCGUGGACAGAGGCCGUACAUCAUGCGCACCAACACACCAGCCAAUGAGAUCCUGCAGACGUUCCACAAAGCACAGCCCUGCUACCCUGCGGCCUGGUCUUCAGGGAUCAAAUCCCUCCUAAAUAUGCUGUUGUGUGUGGAUGCUCAGAAGAGGAUUUCCAGUCUCUCGGAGCUCCAGGAUCUGGAAUAUCUCUCGGAUGUCAACUGGGAUGCUGUGCUCAGCAAACAAAUCCCUCCUGGAUUCCUCCCUAAUAGGCGGCGUCUGAACUGUGACCCCACAUUUGAGCUGGAGGAGAUGAUCCUGGAGUCCAAACCACUGCACAAAAAGAAGAAGAGGCUGGCGAGGAAGACCAGGGAGAACGGCUCGGAUGGAUCUCCUCAGAACGGGCAUAUCCAGCAGCGCUUAGAGACUGUCCAAAGAGAUUUCAUCGUCUUCAACAGAGAAAAGAGGUUGAGGAAAACCAGAGCAGAUACCGAGACCAACAACCUCAGCACAGAAGAGACAAGCAAAGCCAUUCAAGAUGGACAGAACAACAAUGUACAGCUUAACAGUUAGCAUUUAGCCCGAUCAUCCUUUUCAAUCAACGCUUUCAGCAAAGCAAUCGCCACCGCAGUUUCCAGCAGAAUGCAUGAGAACAUCCAUUCAGGACAGACUGGAGCAUCUGAAUGGACGCUUCCACCUCGUGUGACCCUCUGCAUUAAAACUGAUGGUGUGCGGUGGUUUAGUGAACACCGCACAUGCAGAAAUAACUGAAUGAUGAUGCUCUCUGGACCUGGCUGUGAAAUGUGUGCCUUACUAGCGAAUGGAUUUCCCUAAUGCGUCUGGAGGCACAUGGAGAUUUACUGCUGUCUGAUUCAGCGAGCGAUCAGACUCCGAGCCGUUCGCCGGGAUUUAUACAGCUGCUCUUGUUGCAGAGAACACAAACAUAUUUAGUUCAGCUCAUUACGCCUACCGUAUGUGAUUAAUACAGUGUGAAUCUUUACAGAGCUGCAAAAAAAAACAUCCUGUCAUUAAUGCCGUAGAGGAGAUUAUUUGGCCUUUCUAGAUCUUUUGGUUUUGGAUUCGUUGCUGGAUCCCUGAAUAAGAUAUUGAUCACACUGUACAGAUGAAAUAAUAAUAAUAAUAAAGAGUUUAAUAGCAGC
This is a messenger RNA of Danio rerio (zebrafish), 2759 nucleotides long. The record is from RefSeq and is a predicted model, not a curated record. NCBI's taxonomy places the organism in Eukaryota, Metazoa, Chordata, Actinopteri, Cypriniformes, Danionidae.